Leguminivora glycinivorella is the source of this 2433-nucleotide messenger RNA. RefSeq names its product angiogenic factor with G patch and FHA domains 1. Gene Ontology annotation, molecular function: nucleic acid binding; protein binding. NCBI's taxonomy places the organism in Eukaryota, Metazoa, Arthropoda, Insecta, Lepidoptera, Tortricidae. Bases 124 to 2151 code for a protein of 675 amino acids. The record is from RefSeq and is a predicted model, not a curated record. The transcript has 11 exons.
UCACGUUUUGGUCGUCUAUCGUUGGAAAUAAUAUUAGAAAUCACUUAAUAAAUAAAUAACUAAUGCUUUACGAUAUCUUUACAUAGUAUCCGGAAAAUAAGUAACCUCUGAUAUAUUUGAAAAAUGGAAAUCAACAACCUUAACAAUGAGGCAAAGCCAACAAUUCGUAAAAGUUCUUUCAACUUACGAAGGCUCCGGUUAUCUCUGAAAUUCAGACCAGAAAUAUUGAAAUUAGUGUUAAAAAUGAGGCAGAAAAUAAGGAAAAAAGCACGGCUCAUUAAAGAGAUGAAGAAACAAUUGGAAAGCCAGACACAUUCCACAGCCACAAAAAUCAACUCAAGCACACAGACUGAAAAUUACAACAACCAAGACUUAGUUGAAAUUAAUAAGUCUGACUGCAAACAAAUUGACAAAAUAAAACAUCAUAAUGCUUCUACACAAACAGACAAUCUGCAAACAGACAAAUUAGAACCUAAAACAAAUGAAAACCAAAACGAAAAGGACAAUGAGUCAGUUACGGAAAGUUCAAAUGUAACUGUUAAGAACAGUGGUUGGAGUUUGAAUAGUGAAGAGAAUGAGAAGAGUAUAGCAGACCAGGUGAAAGAAGUGGCACAGAGCGCUAUGCAGCAGUCGGGGAUGGUGUUCGUAGAGUCCGCAGGAAUGUACUAUGAUUAUAAGACUGGGUAUUAUUAUAGUGCUGACCUUGGUCUAUAUUACCAUCCUGACACAGGAUGCUACUACCGCUACUCGGAAGAUAAGCAAACAUUUGAGUUCCACUCCUACCCUGACCGCAGCAAGACUGCCACCAACCCUGAGUAUGAAGCCCAUGAGAAGAGAAAGGCUCGGAAACUCAAGAAGGCAAGACAACGCGAAGAAGCCGACAUAGAAAACCUGACGAAAAAUCUAUCCCAGGGAAACGAAGAAGAAAGCAAAGCGAAGCGAAGAAAGAAAAAUAAAAAAGUUGAGAAUGGAGACAAUGAUACCAAAGAAUCCGAAAAUAAAGCUAAUGCAGACAAAAGUGAGAAUGCCAUUGAUAAAGACAUAAAAAUCAUAAAAUCACCUGAAAAAGGUGAUAUCUUUGAUGAUGCUGACAUGAAAGAAGAUACAGAGACAGUGGAGCCUCAAGAUCUAGAAGAGGGAGAAUGCAGCGAUUCAGAGGAUGAAGCAGAAGAUAAAAAGAAGGUGGAAGAAGAAGUUGAAUCUGAUGAUUCAGAUGCUAGCGUGUCUACUUUUAGCAAUGAUGAUGAUUCAAUAGCCAAGCAUCACCCGCCGUCCAUGCGAGUGAUCGUGCGAGAGACGAACCUACCCAAACUGAAGGUGGGAACGCUGUUCCUGGUCACUAAAGAUGGCGGCACUGUCGGCAGAGAGGGCAGCAGUCAUUGCAUACUUAUAGAAGAUUAUAAUGUUUCGAGGAAUCAUCUAGACAUAAAGUACGAUACGAGCAGAAGAACAUACACAGUUACAGAUCUAGGAUCCAAGAAUGGAACCACGCUCAACGGCGUGAGGAUAUCUGAGAGUCAAAUUAUUAGUGAACCAGUUGAGGUAAUGCACGGAAGUACAUUACAACUAGGUGAGACCAAAUUGCUGUGCCACAUACACCCUGGAAUCGACACUUGCGGGCAUUGCGAACCCGGUCUCGUCAUGGAAACCCAAGAAAAAGAGAAAAAAGCCGCCUACACUCGAACGUGUAGCGUUCAGAAACAGCAUCAACUAGAACUAGCACGCCUCAAGAACAAAUACGCGCCCAAGCCUUUAGCAAUAGAAGAAACGGCUUACAACGACCGGGCCAAGGAGAGGCGAGACAAAGUAGGAUCCUCCCACCAUUCCGAGAAAACGCAGAGCGCUGACUUAGAUACGUUUAUAGCCCCCGAAAACAAAGGCUUCAAGUUACUGCAGAAGAUGGGUUGGUCGAAGGGCGAGGGACUCGGGAAGGACAGCCAAGGAGACACAGAGCCGAUUCCGCUAGUAGGCAACGAUGGCACAUCAGGCUUAGGCACGGGGGCUGCCUCUGCGCCUUCUCUAGUCCCCAAGUUCGCUCCUAAGAACCUCCUCGGCACCUCCACUAUGAGACUGGCAGCCAAGACGAAGAUGCUUCAACCUCCCGCUAAAGCAUUUCAAGAUCCAGAGGACGAUGACUCUGGUGACGAAUAAAGUUUUCUUCUUCAGUCGUUCCCUCAAUGCUGAGGAUCGUGGCAUCAUGUUAUUCUGUUGACCUCAUAGAUCACACCUCCUAGGUACCUAUGGUAGGUAUUUUGUAAAUAUGUAAACACCUAGGUAUUAAUUUAUAUUUUAUGUUUAAACAAUUGUUUCAUAUGUUACUUUUAACGUUGAGCGAAAGAAUAAAUAGAAUAGUUAUAACUGUUAAGUUCCAAAUGACUAAGAAAAGCUCUGUUAUUAACAAACUUAAUGUAAGUUAAUAAACUAUUUUAUUAC